This is a messenger RNA of Huiozyma naganishii CBS 8797, 2829 nucleotides long. RefSeq names its product snoRNA-binding rRNA-processing protein DIP2 (gene DIP2). Gene Ontology annotation, molecular function: snoRNA binding; protein binding. Bases 1 to 2829 code for a protein of 942 amino acids. NCBI's taxonomy places the organism in Eukaryota, Fungi, Ascomycota, Saccharomycetes, Saccharomycetales, Saccharomycetaceae. Gene Ontology annotation, cellular component: small-subunit processome; Pwp2p-containing subcomplex of 90S preribosome. The transcript has a single exon. Gene Ontology annotation, biological process: maturation of SSU-rRNA. The record is from RefSeq and is a predicted model, not a curated record.
AUGGUGAAAUCGUACCAAAGAUUUGAGCAGAGUGCAGUAUUUGGUGUUAUAAGCUCUGAAGCGAAUAAUGUUUGGCUGCCACCUUUGAAAGGGAGGAGCAGUGGAAGUCCUGGGCAAAUUAUCACCAGUGCGCUCGAAAACGUUAAUAUUUGGGACAUCAAGACUGGAGAACUCAUUGCGCAGCUACAGGAUGGCAUAACUCCUGGUUCUGCAGACUCAAAGGUGAAUACAAAACCCGCAGAGGUCACUUUCUUACAGUACCACCCGGAUUCAAGUCUACUGGCCGUUGGUUACAGAGACGGUAACAUCAAAGUCUGGGAUUUGGUUUCCAAGACUGUUCUGAUUAACCUGAAUGGACACAAAUCCUCCAUCACUGUCCUAAAAUUUGACGUCAACUGUACCAGACUAGUAUCUGGGUCCAGCGACUCCAAUAUCAUUAUCUGGGAUUUAGUUUCUGAAGUCGGUAUCUGUAAAUUGAGAUCCCACAAAGACAGAAUUAGUGAUUUAUACGUUGACGAUGACUUCAAUUGGCUAUUGAGUGUAUCGAAGGAUGGUCUUAUAAAGGUUUGGGACUUGAAGACUAACCAGUGUGUGGAAACUCACAUUGCCCAUACUGGGGAAUGUUGGUCGCUUGGGAUUAAAGAUGAUGUUGUGAUCACCACUUCCAACACUUCUCAAAUUAAAUUAUGGAGUCUGGAUUUGGACGGUGAAGUUGGGUCCAAGUUGAUAGAGAAAGGUGUUUACGAGAAACAAAGUAAACAACGCGGCACAUCAGUCAAAUUCAUUGAAAACUCGUCUGGCGUAGCCUUCUUUGCAAUUGGUAAUGCCGAUAAAACUAUUGAAAUCUUCAGAAUCAGGCCACAGGAAGAAAUCACGAGAGCACUAAAGAAAAGGGAGAAAAGACUGAAAGAAAAGGGCAUGGAGGAUGAGGAUAUACAACAGAAUAUUAAAGAAUCAUUUGUCUCUACGAUGAUGCAUUCCUUUCAAACUGUGAGAUCCGCCUUUAAAUUGAAGUCUUUCUCGUGGACCUUUGCAACAAACUCGAAGCUCGAACUUGUCGCGACAACUUCAAGCAAUACCAUCGAGUACUACACGAUAGCCUAUGAAAAGAGAGAGCCAACUCAGCCAGCCCCUAAUAGACUGUACACUAUAGAACUUCAAGGUUUAAGAACGGACAUACGUGCCACUGACAUUAGCGAUGACAACAUGUUACUGGCCACUGCGUCCAAUGGACUGUUGAAAAUCUGGAAUCUGAGAACCAAACAGUGUAUUAGAACUUUUGACUGUGGCUAUGCAUUGACGUGUAAAUUUCUACCAGGUGGGUUACUUGUAAUUUUAGGUACAAGGAACGGUGAGUUGCAACUCUUUGACCUGGCGUCAUCCACCCAAAUUGAAAAUAUAGAGGGGGCGCACGACGCCGCCAUAUGGUCUUUGGAUCUCACAAGUAAUGGUAAGAGGCUGGUCACCGGUUCUGCUGAUAAGACUGUGAAGUUUUGGGAUUUCCAAUUAGAGCAGCUCCCAAUAGAGGGCACUAGUGGCAAAUCGGAGUCCAAAUUAACUUUAAACCACGAUACAACUCUCGAGUUGAAUGAUGACGUGCUAUGCGUUAAGAUUUCGCCCGAAGAUAAACAUUUGGCGGUCUCUUUACUUGAUAACACUGUCAAAAUAUUCUUCCUAGACACCAUGAAAUUUUUCUUGAGUUUGUACGGGCACAAGCUUCCUGUUUUAUCUAUCGACAUAUCGUUUGAUUCUAAAAUGGUUAUAACGUCUUCUGCGGAUAAGAACAUUAAGAUUUGGGGUCUUGACUUUGGUGAUUGUCACAAGUCCUUAUUCGCACAUCAAGAUUCAAUCAUGAACGUUAAGUUCCUACCGGAAUCACAUAACUUUUUCAGUUGUUCAAAGGAUGGUCAGGUGAAAUACUGGGAUGGUGACAAGUUUGAAUGUGUCCAAAAGUUGGUGAGUCACCAAAGUGAAGUGUGGUGCCUCGCCAUGGGCCUAGAUGGUUCAUUUGUUGUUUCCACAUCUCAUGACCAUAGUAUCAGGAUAUGGCAGGAGACUGAAGAUCAGGUUUUCCUGGAGGAAGAAAGGGAAAAAGAAAUGGAGGAACAGUACGAGGAAACUUUGUUGAACUCGUUGGAGGAGGGGACCGGGGAUGAUGCAUUCAAGAAGGAUAGUGUGGACGGAGAGGGCGACGAGGCGACUGACGUUCACAAGCAAACCAUAGAGUCGUUGAAAGCUAACGAAAAACUGAUGGACGCACUAGACCUAGGUUUGACUGAGAUUGAAGCGAUGGAGAGGUACAACAGUGACAUGGCACUUUGGAAGAAGAAGAAGAUUGGUUCUGAAAUGCCCGUCAAACCGUCAGGUAAUGCUGUGCUGCUAGCGGUCAAGAAGUCGCCCGAGCAGUACAUUAUGGAAACGCUGGCAAGAAUCAAACCGUCGCAACUGGAGGACGCGUUGCUGAUCCUGCCGUUCUCGUACGUGCUAAAAUUUUUGAAAUUCAUCGAUAUAGUGUUGAAGAACAAGAAAAUGUUGCACAACUAUCUCGCUUUGAUCUGCAAAAACCUGUUUUUCAUCGUGAGAACGAACCAUAAGGAACUAAUCUCGCAGAAGAAUGAGGAAUUGAAGUUACAAAUCACGCGGGUGAAGCAAGAACUCAGAAACACGCUGAAGCAGAACGAGGACGCCCUCGGGUUCAACAUCCAGGGGCUCAAAUUCAUCAAGCAGCAAUGGGAUUUGAAGCAUAAUUUCGAGUUCGUCGACGAGUACGACCAACGCAUACAAGAGGAGAAGAAGGCGAAGAAGAGAAUUUUUGAAACUUUGGUCUGA